Molecule: messenger RNA, 2782 nt
Organism: Hymenoscyphus albidus
Lineage: Eukaryota; Fungi; Ascomycota; Leotiomycetes; Helotiales; Helotiaceae
Source: the annotation of a GenBank genome assembly
GCCUUCUUUUCUCGCCCCGGUUCCUUCCAUCUUGCGAGGUACUCCGCUUGCUCCUAUGCCUGCUGUAAUCUCUUUCGUAGUCAUCAUCCUCCGAGUAGUCUUCACUAACCCUUCUUUUCCUUCUUGAAUCAUCUCUACCAGCAUCUUUCAGUUCUCCUUCCAAGCUACCUUUACUAGGCCUCGGAACUCUUGUGGUUGAUUUCGAUUCGGGUCUAUGGUCGUCGUCUUGGUGUAUCCGCCUCUCCCUCGAGUCACUCCUGUGCCUGUGGUGUCGCCUUGGACUUCUUGACCGAUCACUUAGGUCUCGAUCCGCAUUUCUGCUUCGUCUCUCCCUUGGUUUCUCUCGGUUGGCACUUGUUUCCCCACCUCCUUCAACAACUUUACUAGCUUUGAAUCGUUUUUGUUCAGGUCGCCCAUCCCUCAAGAUUUCGUUUUCCUCGUUUUCCCUCUUCCUUUUGGCACCACCUCUGCCACCUAGAAUCGCCGCAAUAUCCCCCAACUGCCUCUUCCUGAUAUCAAGUGGGGACCUAGGUUUCUUCAGGCUUUCCUUCCUGACGUCAUGACCUUCAUUCGCAAGGCCGCUCAACCGCGCCCUAGAUUCUGCUGCUUCUUUGGCAAGGAGCGCUGCAUUAUGAGAAUCGGUAUCCUUUAUUAUGUUGCGGAGAAAGCGGGUGUUGGGUUUGGGCUUAUGCGCCGGUCUGUGCUUGUUAGCAGGUUAUCAAACUUACAGUAGAUCAUGAUCGCUUACUUGGGAGUAUUGCUCGAAAGACUGUUCAACCUGCUGGAAUUUUUGGCGUCCUGCGCUAGAAGAGCAGCAACAUAGCCAUCGUCUAGGUAGUCGUCGUUGCCCAUACUCUUGGUUCGUGGGGACCCUCCAAAGAAAUCCAAGAAGUAGGAUUGUACAAAAUCGGAGUCGCUUUCUUAGAAAAAAUGAUUCAGUUGGGCCAUACGAAACAAACGGAUCAUGGAUGUUGUGGAAGCUGAAGCAAACAACUUCUUGAGACGCGGAAAGGUGAAGCUUACAGUUCCAGAUACUUGUAUGUACAAAGAUGCAAGGGGUGGAGUCGCCGCGGCCUUCAUUAGUGGGUCCUUAAAGCGGUGAAUGUGGCAGAAUAUUUGAUAAGUAAACAAAACACCGCGUUGGUACGUCACUUUGUCGCAAACACGAUUGAUGGAGGAAUUUGGAUAUACACAGCACCAAAUUCUACUACGAGGUACGAUUGAUAAUUAAUCGGAAUAACGAGCAGGUCUUUCGUCACCCCGGGAAUCGGAUACCACCCCCGUACAAUACUGAAGUACCCCUCACGACAAAUUAAGGAACUCCCCUCUGGACUCUCGCAGUUUCUGCCAGUAUGGCGAAAUCUCCCGACCAAGUUCUGAAAGAUGUUCUAGAAGCGCAGAAAUCACAAGAGCUUUCGAUCAUCAAACUGAGCGAGCCACUGGCCGCACCGCUAAAGAUACAAUCUGGGGAACGUACAUCAGAUGUAUCUGCUGAUGUACUCAAUAAUCCGACGCCAGCAAGUCUGGAGGCUGAUUUAGCACAUUAUAAGGUAAGUGGAUAUUGGAUUAUGGCUAGAGAUCCGGAUAAUGCUAAUCAAUCUACAGGAACUGUUUUCCAAACUCCGCUUUUCGUAUCUCGAACAAGUCACAAAAGAAAAGUUCAUACGCGCCAUUGUCGGCGAUCCCCCUCUUGUAGUUGAGCACCAAGAGAAUAUUGAAUUGGAAGAAGCUUUGGCUAUUUCGAAAGCAUCAUUAAAAGCACAAAAGAUUGAAGUUGCGGAAUUGGUUGAACAACUGGAGGAGAAGGGUCGACAAUUGUCUCGAAAAUAUGAUAAUGUUCAGUUACAAACCACACAACUGCAAGAAUUGCCGGAGAAAAUCGAAAGGUUGCAGUCCAGUAUCGAUGAAUUGAAAGCUACACAGGCGCCGGGAUCAAGUCCGACAUUGAACAUGCCGUUGGAAAAAACUUUGGAUUUGGUUGAGGAGAGAGAGAAGGAGAGGUCUGAGCUGGAUAGGCAGUUGGAACAACUGCAAUCUAUGGUCCCUAGGAAGACCCGAGAAUUAGAACGAUUGAAUGCGGAAUUACAGCCCCUUGAAGCCAAACGACUUGUAAGUACAGCUGCAGCUAGAGACGCCAAGAGAAGGAAGGAGGAAGCUUUGGGCGGAGUCGGUGAUGAUCUUGAAGAACGUGGUAGAUGGUGGAGAGGUGUUGAGGGUGGACUGAAGGGAAUGUUGGAUGUGUAAGGAUGACUCUUGGGCGUUGGGAACUGUUUUCGGAGAUAUACCAGGGAGCUACUAAGUCAAGGCGUUUGAGUUGCAUUGAGAAAAUGACAAUAACGAAUGUUCUGUGAUUUUCUGGACUUUGGACGCCAUAAUUUCGAUUUCUGACCUGCACACCUGGGCACUUUUCGAAGCACCAGGUGGUUAAGGUGUAGGAAUUUAUGGCUUCCCCCAACUUCUUCAAGGAGAACAUGCUGCGAACUCAACCAUUCGAGUCAUUCAAAGUCAUUGAACUGAUUGGUCGAGCUUUUCUUGACAAGUAGAGCUAUAGAGGUGGUCCUUCCGAGUUCUUACCCAGGUAAUGGAUUACGACUUCCUCGGUUUGCUGCGCUGAUUGUCCUAAAUUUAUAAGACAAGUUUAUGAUAUUUUCAAUGUUUAGCAAUAUAAAAGAUUUGCUUGAGGAUUCUGGGACAGUCGAAUCAAUUAUCACAAAUUUCUCAGUUAAUGAAACUAUUGGGGCAGGGGAUGAUUGAACCGCGCUUUUGAAGUGUGAUAGCGAAG